Cimex lectularius (bed bug) is the source of this 1570-nucleotide messenger RNA. RefSeq names its product sorting nexin-4-like. Lineage: Eukaryota; Metazoa; Arthropoda; Insecta; Hemiptera; Cimicidae. Bases 206 to 1456 code for a protein of 416 amino acids. The record is from RefSeq and is a predicted model, not a curated record. Gene Ontology annotation, biological process: protein transport. The transcript has 11 exons. Gene Ontology annotation, molecular function: phosphatidylinositol binding.
UUUUAAAUAUUAGGAUGACUGUGAAGUCACAAAGUUGACGUGUCAGAACAUUGAAUUGUAAAGGGAUAGAUUGGUGACAACUGACAACAGACACUGAAUCUGACAACGACCGGUUGGGCGUUGUUACUUGUUUACGGAGUGUACGGUACGGUUAUAUGCGAGGCCCACUUAUUAUUUUCCAUCUGGGUUCUCAACCUCCUGGAAUAUGGCAGAAUUAUGUGGCGAGGGAGAAAAUAAGAAGCAAGAAACGGACGUCAAUUUGAUCGAUUGCUUAUUGAAUCAUAUGGAGAUUAGUGUUUCGGAAUCAGAGAAGCGUGCUACAUCUGCGUUAAAUAUCAGGGAGUGCUAUAUCGUAUACCUAAUCAAGACGAGGAUUACACAGAAUGGCUGGAACCUUACUGAGCAUGGCCUAGGACAGAUAUGGAGAAGGUAUUCUGAGUUUGAACAGCUUCGAUAUUAUCUGUCCAACACAUACCCUUGGGCUGUGAUCCCACCUCUUCCUGAGAAGAAGCAUUCCUUUCCUGUUCAUACGCUGCCAACCGACUCUUUCAAUCCAGACUUCAUCGAUCGAAGGCGUGUCGGCUUGGAGAAUUUUCUUCACCGUGUUGCACAACACCCGACGAUCUCGAGAGACCCCAUGUUCCUGAUAUUUCUCCAGCAAGAAGAAGGCUGGAAAAAUAGCAUGAAAGACAUAGGAUACAUGCGGCUGGCCGAGGAAAAAAUCAAAACGCUCAACGCUAUAGUCAGGACUAAAGAAGUCGACCCUGACUUUGAACAAAUAAGGCGCUACAGCGAUGGAAUUCAAGGAGUGUUGAGCAGUGUGCUGAGAAUCCGCUCAAGGGCUGCGUUAAAACGGUUCAACAUUUACAAGUGGCAUGCCGGCUACGGUAAAGUAUUCAGCGAAUGGAGCGCUAUCGAAAAAGAGAUGGGCGAUGGCUUGCAACAAGCUGGACAUUAUUUCGACUCAGUAGCAUCUGGAAGUGAGUCAUUUUUAGAAGAUGAAGAACUCAUAAUGGACCAAUUAAAAGAGUACCUGCUUUUUGCUUCAUCACUCGGUGACGUGUGUAACAAAAGAGCAAUGUUACAGUUAGAAAUAGAAAAGUUGCAUGAUCUGAUUAAAGCCAAGACUUCAGAAAAAGAAAAGAUUACUCAAGGAAAAUAUGGAAUGCUAUCUCGUCUUCUUGGUUCACCUGAAAAAGAAGAUAAAGACCGCAAAAUAGCACAAAUUGAUCAGAAAAUUGCAGCAACCCAGGAGAAAAUCGCACAAUCUGAAAGAGCUUUAGAUGAAUUCAAGCAAAAAGCACUUUCUGACUUUGAAAACUUUAAAAAGACAAAGGAAAAAGAUCUGAAGGAUACGCUAGAAGUGUAUAUUAAACAUGAAAUCAAAAUGGCCAAGAAGGGAAUGCAAGCUUGGAAAAAUAUACAAAACUGCAUCGAUAGUAUUUCGACAUCAUAACAUAAAUGUUUGGACUUAUGGAUGAUAAAUUUUGUACAAAUGUAAUAUAACGGUGCCAACUUGUUUAAUAUUAUGAACUAUUUAUUUAUCAACAAUUUUCAUACACUUAUAAAA